AAGUGACAUAACUUUGUAGGGUUGGCUGAGAUAGGACACGUGGAGAUUUUCGCGUACAAUUCCAUGUCAUUUACACCAAAUGGUUCUGUCCACACCUGCCCCGUAUUGAAGCCUUUAAUCCGCCACGUGAAUAAAACAUACUAGGUGAUUUUUAGCAAAUCGGAGAUUAUUGGGGUUUAACGGUUAGCCCCACCUUUCCGUGCCCCCCUUGCUUCAGGGCUUAGUCCUCUCAGCUGACUCAGCUUUGCUCAACACUGGGAAAGAGUUUUAAAAAGUAUUUUGGAAGCUCUCGCUCUCUCUCUCGCCAAAAUCACAAACCAUGAGAAGUGUGCGGAUAUUGCGGAGGUUUUGAGAUUUUUAACUUUUCUACUUGGAACAUGUUGACAGAUAGCCAACCUUGCACUCCUCUGAUGCUCGCAAGGACUCUCAUCACUGGAGCUCUACAUUUGGACUAGUUCUUUUAACAUUUUCUAAUGGACACAUGGAGUGUGCUUGGGUUCGCUAAGAGAGGAGCAGCGGACCAAAGAUGUCGGCUCUCAACCAAGUUGUCAUUGACUCAGACGCCUCAGACAUUUACAGGAAUGUGUUCUGCAAUCCUGCCUUUGAGCUGGAGGGGGAGCUAGAGGAGCGGGAGGGAUUUCGAAUGACCACAUCCACCCCUGAGCCAAUCAAACCACCCACAACUGGUAGCGUUGCAAGUUGUGGCUGGGGGAAGGUGGUGGUCUUUGCUGCUGCCCUGCUCCUGGUUGCGGCUCUCGGCCUGACACUGGCCCUCAUCCUCACACAGAUAAAAAGUCAAGAGGUUGACGAGCAGCUAUUGUCCACCAGCCCUCCAGACCCGUUGAGUGCAGAAGGUGGCGAAUUACCCUCCGGUCCUGCAAACGGAGGCCCGCAGGAUAGUUUGCCAGUGCCCCACCCUGCGAGCAUCCCCACGAUUGAAACACGUUGUGGCGGAGUUUUGACUGAUUCCGAAGGUUUUUUCAGCUCCCCAAACCACCCGGGCUCCUAUCCCCCCAACACCUUAUGCGUGUGGGUCAUUCAAGCCACACCCCCUCACUUUAUUCAAAUCCAUGUGUCCUCUUUGAAUAUUGAGGGUCCGGCUCCCUGUUUGUUUGACUGGCUGGAGGUACAGGAGCAUGUGGAGCACAACGCCGUGGUCACGAGGUUCUGUGGUGCCGUGGCUCCACCAACAGUCAACACGAACAGCAGCACAGUAUGGGUGACGUUCCGCUCUGAUGGCAGCAUUGCAGGCAAUGGCUUCUCAGCACAGUACAGGGCCUUGCUGCCUGGACACAAAAGUUGUUCCAGAGAUGAGUUCAUGUGCGACGGUGGUCGCUGUCUGCUGCCUGCGUCUGUGUGUGACGGCCAUCCCAAUUGCCAUGACCAAAAAGAUGAAGCCAACUGCAGCAAUAAACACAGUGAAUGUGGCGGACAAAAGAUUGGGCCAUACGGCUUCCUGGCAAGUCCAAACCACCCCAGCCCAUACCCUCACCAGCAGCUUUGUGUAUGGCACAUAGCUGUUGAGGAGGGUCACGUCGUCAUGCUGCGCUUUAAAAACUUCAGUCUGGAGGCUCAGGACGUGUGCGAGUUUGACUAUGUGGAGGUGCAUGAUGGCAGCGACGCUGGAGCUGGUAGAGUUCUGGGAAGGUUUUGUGGCACCACCCUCCCACCAGAUUUGACCUCGUCCGGCCAGCACAUGACUGUCCUGUUUGUGGCUGACGAGGGAGUGGCUGACAGCGGCUUUAACGCGACGUAUCAGUCCGUGUCCCUGCUGGAUCGGACUUGCGGGCCGAGGCAGUUUGCCUGCAGUACCGGCGAGUGUCUUCAUCCACAGUGGUUGUGUGACGGCUGGAAUGACUGCCCCGAUGGAGCAGAUGAACAGGAUUGUGGCAACUCCACCUACCCUCCCUUCACUUCACCGUGUGAGUCAAUAGACGUGGAGAUGUGUCUGGGUCUCAGUUACAACCUCACCUCAUUCCCCAACAUAUGGCUCGCCAUCGCCGAUCAGAGAGAAGCUGCCACACUUCUGCGACAGUACAGGGUUUUGAUGGAGCUAGCCUGCUUCGAGCCCUUGCGGAAACUCAUUUGUGGGAUGUUCUUGCCGCAGUGCAGCCCUCAUGGAGGCGUCCUGCAACCCUGCCGCUCUGUUUGCUUGUCGGCUGAGCAGCAGUGCAGCCAAGCCUUGGACCUUUUCUCCUUCAGCUGGCCCUUCAACUGUCACCUCCUGCCCGACACACAGGACCCCAUGGAGUGCUCACUGCCUUGAUCACUACACCAAAAAACAAAAAAAGAGGGUUUUAAUUGUUUUGGGGUCUGGUUGGAAGCUUGAGGACUGACAGAUUUUAAGUGAAUACAAAAGCUUUCCCGCAGUUCUGAUAUUGUCAUUUACAUCCUGGCCAGUGAUUGUUUGAAAGACAGCAACCUCGCAGAAGCUUAUUGUAAUCGUGAAAGGCACUGAUAAACACCAAAUCCACGGAUAUUACAAACUCUAUUGUAUUCAUAGUGCACAUCAAAAACGACAGCUGAAAAAAAAGUUUGUCAUCUAUGUUCAUCACAAUCCAGUUCAACGUUAACUUAAAAUUAAACAUCGAUGUAGUAGUGCAAAAAUUGGAGUCCUCACAAUGAGGUACAGCACUAAAAACAACAGGAGCCCAAAGGAGUCAAGUCAUUUUGGGAAAGGUAAAAAACUUAGAUGACCAAAGUCCCCGCAACCCCCAGAAAGACAAACACAAACUUGAAUAUCCACUGAAAUUCCGAUGAUUAUAUCGGCUGGGCUCUUAUCUGCAAAACCUGUCCAGUACAGUAUUCCAAUUGGUCUAUUUGCACCAUUUAAAGUAUGAGGAAUAAAAACGACACGCAGAAAAUGUGUUCAGAUGAUCUUUAAUGCAUUUGUGCUUGAACAUGCCACAUCGUGAUAUAUGAUCUUAAACGGUUUGAGGUUUGAGCUUAUGUGAGGUAAAAAA
This is a messenger RNA of Hippocampus comes (tiger tail seahorse), 2963 nucleotides long. RefSeq names its product membrane frizzled-related protein (gene mfrp). The record is from RefSeq and is a predicted model, not a curated record. The coding region runs from base 527 to 2266 and encodes 579 amino acids. The transcript is spliced from 13 exons. Gene Ontology annotation, molecular function: protein binding. Lineage: Eukaryota; Metazoa; Chordata; Actinopteri; Syngnathiformes; Syngnathidae.